Molecule: messenger RNA, 549 nt
Organism: Helicoverpa zea (corn earworm)
Lineage: Eukaryota; Metazoa; Arthropoda; Insecta; Lepidoptera; Noctuidae
Exons: 5
Coding region: 1-549 (182 amino acids)
Source: RefSeq, a predicted model, not a curated record
AUGUGUGAGAUAUUCCCAGAAGUGGAAACAUGUUGCGCGGUAGUUUCCAUAAGAGUUGGAAUGCUAUUAAUAUCAAUUUUAGCAAUAUCCACGGGAACGAUAACUCUCAGCAUAAUGGAACAGAGGACGAAUAUAAAUCUCGAAAGUGUAAUGCAUAUGUACAGCAAUGUCUCUAACAUCACCAGCCCGGAGCAGGCUCUUUCAGAGCUGAGCAACUUGAUCACCACUAGCGUUUCAGCAAUGUCCGUCAUCUUCAUAACGGCUGGCGUGUUCCUGUUGUUCUCAACCCUAUCGGACCAAGAAGGUUUUGCUCAAAUAUUCGUGUGGCUAACAGUCCUGAACAUUAUGAUCGGACUUAUAAUGGUUUUUGCGAUAUCUUUCGAAUGUGUCUUACAGACAAAAUGUUUGCUCGGCAAUAUGGAUUGGCUUUCGGCUGCCACUUCGCUUGUCGUUAUGUGUGGUAUUACUUUUGUUGCGUGGCAAACAGUUACGUACUCAAUGGAUACACUUAACGAAAAUACUCAAAAAUUGACCUCCACCCAAUAUUAG